AUGCUGAUUAAUUUGAGGACCCUGCUGAACAACGCAGCUCUUAGAAACGGUUGCAAUUUCGUGGUUCGAAAUUUUCGGUGUGGACAACCACUACAAAAUAAAGUACAGCUAAAGGGUCGUGAUCUUCUCACUCUAAAGAAUUUUACAGGAGAAGAAAUUAAGUAUAUAUUAUGGCUGUCAGCAGAUCUGAAAUUUAGAAUAAAACAGAAAGGAGAGUAUUUGCCUUUAUUGCAAGGAAAGUCUUUAGGCAUGAUUUUUGAGAAAAGAAGUACUCGAACAAGACUGUCCACAGAAACAGGCUUUGCACUUCUGGGAGGACACCCUUGUUUUCUUACCACACAAGAUAUUCAUUUGGGUGUAAAUGAAAGCCUCACUGACACAGCCCGAGUGUUGUCUAGCAUGACAGAUGCAGUGUUGGCACGAGUGUACAAACAGUCGGAUCUGGACAUCCUGGCUAAAGAAGCAUCCAUCCCAAUCAUCAAUGGGCUGUCAGAUUUGUACCAUCCUGUUCAGAUCCUGGCUGAUUACCUCACACUCCAGGAACACUACGGCUCUCUGAAAGGCCUUACCCUCAGCUGGAUUGGGGAUGGGAACAACAUCCUACACUCCAUCAUGAUGAGUGCAGCGAAAUUCGGGAUGCACCUUCAGGCGGCUACUCCAAAGGGCUAUGAGCCGGAUCCUAGUAUAACCAAGUUGGCAGAGCAGUAUGCCAAAGAGAACGGUACCAGGCUGUCUCUGACAAAUGAUCCAUUGGAAGCGGCGCGUGGAGGCAACGUAUUAAUUACGGACACUUGGAUAAGCAUGGGACAAGAAGAGGAAAAGAAAAAGCGGCUCCAGGCUUUCCAAGGUUACCAAGUUACAAUGAAGACUGCUAAAGUUGCUGCCUCUGACUGGACAUUUUUACACUGCUUGCCCAGAAAACCAGAAGAAGUAGAUGACGAAGUGUUUUAUUCUCCACAAUCACUGGUGUUCCCAGAGGCCGAAAACAGAAAGUGGACAAUCAUGGCUGUCAUGGUGUCCCUGCUGACAGAUUACUCACCUCAGCUCCAGAAGCUGAAGUUCUGA
Molecule: messenger RNA, 1065 nt
Organism: Loxodonta africana (African savanna elephant)
Lineage: Eukaryota; Metazoa; Chordata; Mammalia; Proboscidea; Elephantidae
Gene: OTC
Product: ornithine transcarbamylase
Exons: 10
Coding region: 1-1065 (354 amino acids)
Biological process (GO): L-citrulline biosynthetic process
Cellular component (GO): mitochondrion
Molecular function (GO): amino acid binding; ornithine carbamoyltransferase activity
Source: RefSeq, a predicted model, not a curated record